Cornus florida is the source of this 2278-nucleotide messenger RNA. Its product is annotated as dnaJ protein ERDJ3A. The record is from RefSeq and is a predicted model, not a curated record. The coding region runs from base 216 to 1946 and encodes 576 amino acids. The transcript has 7 exons. NCBI's taxonomy places the organism in Eukaryota, Viridiplantae, Streptophyta, Magnoliopsida, Cornales, Cornaceae.
UUUUGGUGGCUUGGGACGUUAUGGGUUUAAAAGCCUUCAAGUUUCCAGAAGAUGGUAGAAACAUCGUUCACACACCGCCAAAUCUCUAUUAUCACAACUUCCCAUUGCUUUGCCUUUGAAUCGUUCUCUUCCUUCUACAUAUUCCAGAUUUGCAAUUCGUUCCAUCAAGAAUUCACUAACACCGAAGCAUUUCAAUCAGCGUUGCGAAUCCGAGUAUGAACACCCGUAGGACAUUGUUCUUCUUCCUCGUCGCAUCGCUCUAUUUAUUUACCAUCCACGCCAAAACCCUCGAUCCUUACAAGGUUCUUGGAGUUGAUCGGAAUGCAAGCCAACGUGAAAUUCAGAAAGCGUUCCACAAGCUCUCUCUCAAAUAUCAUCCUGACAAGAACAAAAAUAAGGGUGCUCAAGAGAAGUUUGCGGAGAUUAAUAAUGCUUAUGAUAUAUUAUCUGAUGAAGAGAAGAGAAAAAAUUAUGAUCUAUAUGGGGAUGAGAAGGCCAGUCCUGGGUUUGGUACUGGCAAUCCUGGGGAUCAAGGGGGAUAUGCCCACUUCACAAGUGGUGGGCCAGGACACAGUGGGUCUACUUUCAGCAGGCCAAGUGAAUGGCAAAAUAUGGGUGGGGAUGGAAGUUCAAAAUCAUUUUCGUUUUCCUUUGGCAACCCUGGUGGCCAGAGUUCAUUUGGUUUUGGUUUAGAUGACAUUUUUUCCAAUUUCUUUGGGGGUGAUAUGAGAGGUGGGAGCAAGUUCAAUGGUUUCAGUAGUUCGACCAAGUCUCAGUCUGGGUCUAGAAGUUCUCCUAAGAGCCUCCAUGCCGUUAAUGCACAAUUGUAUAGGAAGGAAGUUGCUGAUAAAGGGAUCGCUUGGCUUUUAUUAUCCUAUACGCCAACAUUGAAGGGGACCCAAUAUUAUGAAUCUAUUGUAGAAGAGGUUGCCAGCUCACUGCAAGGAGCAUUAAAGGCUGGAAGCAUAAAUUGUGAAACUGAAAUGACUUUCUGUAAAGACCUUGGCAUAAUUCCUCGUAAAGCACCUAGAGUGUUUGUUUAUUCAUACAGAGCAAGUGAAAGUGGUUCCUUGGUAGAGUAUAGUGGUGAUUUGGCUGUGAGAAGUUUAAGAUCAUUUUGUCAAGACCAUUUGCCGAGGUUUUCUAAGCGAGUUGACUUGAGUCAUUUCGAUUUCUCUGGUGGUACUGUGGACACAUUGCCUAAAGUGAUGCUUCUCACUACAAAGAAAGAUACCCCUGUUAUCUGGCGUGUUCUUAGUGGCUUGUAUCACAAGCGCUUUAUCUUCUACGAUGCAGAGGUCCGUGAUGUUUCUGAUUCAGCGGUGAGAAGGCUAGGCGUUGACGCGCUUCCAGCUAUAGUUGGUUGGCUAUCAAAUGGAGAGAGCCAUGUAUUGAGGUCAGGAGUUUCCACGAAAGAUUUGAAAUCUGCAGUCCAUGACUUUAGUGUCUUGCUUGAUGGUUUUGAGAAAAAGAACAGGGCAGCUUCUGGUCAUGCUAAGAAAAUGCAGGCUGAAUCAGUGGACAAAAAGAUACCUCCGCUUAGUGGGUCUAAUUUUGAUGUUCUUUGUGGAGAGACAACUCCGGUUUGCAUUAUUGGUGUUUUCAGGUCAUCCAGAGCAAGAGACAGUUUAGGAAGCAUUCUAUCAUCGGUCUCUCAGAAAUCACUGUCGAGGCGACAGAAUGCAGCCUCCGUCUCUAGGGAUACUAUUUCCUAUGCUCUUUUGGACGCCACCAAGCAGCUAUCUUUUUUGAACUCAUUCGACAAAUCUGGAUUCAAAUCCAUAGAAAAGCUUUUGGUUGCCUACAAACCUCGGAAGGGGAAGUUUGCAGCCUUUGUGGGUGAAAUUACUACAGAGGAAGCAGAGAGGUUUAUCAGUUCAGUUCUUAGCGGGGAUGUACAAUUUAACAAGACUCGACAGAGGCCCACACUCAAGCGAGAGACCUAAUGGGGUACCAAAACUGAAUUGUUUGGUUUCUGAAUUUAAUGUAAAGAACAAAGUAUGGGCGCGCCAUUUUUUUGUUGAUCAUCCAGACAUUUUUUUUGAAGGAGCUGUGCGCUGGACUCAGCCCAUAUGAAAGAUAUGUUACUUCGUCUCCAUUAAGGAGAUAUGUUUGCAGGGGGCCAUGGGAAAUCCUUCGAGACCGGUGAGGUUUUUGUAGUGGGGAGUUACAGUCUCAUAUAGUGCUUGUUUCUAACAUGAUGAGUCGAUAAUGUAAAAUUAAAGACAAAUAAAAUUUAUGGAAAUUCUUUAUUGACAGGUUUUUCCGCUUUCUCUAA